This is a messenger RNA of Elgaria multicarinata webbii, 2489 nucleotides long. RefSeq names its product coiled-coil domain containing 116 (gene CCDC116). NCBI's taxonomy places the organism in Eukaryota, Metazoa, Chordata, Lepidosauria, Squamata, Anguidae. The transcript is spliced from 4 exons. The record is from RefSeq and is a predicted model, not a curated record. Bases 15 to 2441 code for a protein of 808 amino acids.
GUCCUUUCAGCACCAUGGUGAGCCGCAGAUACUCCGGCUAUCUGGCUGAUGAUGAGAGUCUCAGGGGACCUCAGAUGAGGAACCUAAACACCUGCCAAAGAAGAGGCACGUGUGACUGGCACAACCUGUGUAGACCGCCUUCCCGCUGUCAAUUCAAGAAUCCAGACAUGGGAGCCUCUACUUCCGCUUCUGGCGCUUUCACCUGUGCGAAACCGGGCAAGCGGAAGCGCCACAAAAGCAGCAACGCCGGAGAAAGCAGUCACCUGGCCGCUGAAUUUUCAGAGUUUGUGGAUUUCUUAGCGGAUGAGGAAGUCCUGGACAGCCUCCAAAGCAUCAUGGAGGAUGCAGUCCGAAAGCUCCGAAAUGUGACGACGCAGGACGGGGAGCAACUCUUUGACAUCCAAGAAGAUUCUUGCUCGAGCCUGGACAGCGAAUCCUGGUCGUUUUCCUACAGCUCGACGUGCUCCCAGUCGAAGUAUCACACCAGCACCAUGUCCAGCUCUGAGGACGACUGGGAAAGACGGGUCAAGAGCCGAAGGCAGUUGAAACCGGAGGGCAGAGUGUGCCUCUUGGAUAAGUAUAAGGCCAGACUUCCCAAGCUAGAGAAGACGACCAGGGCGGGUGUCUCUGGAGGAUUCCACACAGAGACAUUUUCAGAACGAUCAGGAGACAAUUACUUUUUCCAACAAGAACACUUCCAUGUUUGGGCCAAAUUGGCAGAGUCCUUUGAACAGCUACAGCCGCCCAAAAAAGAUUACUUUGCCAAAUUUAAGAAACCAUUACCGGAACAGUCAUUUUCUGUAGAAUCCCUCCACAAGGAAAUUACCAACGUUUUGAAACGCCCAACACUGAGCAGUAUUCCCCUGUAUUAUCCAGGGAACCAGCCUUUCCAAGCUCUGGAUUUCUUGGAAGAAAACAAAAUCCUUGCAGCUCUUCAGGAUAUUAUAAACCAAGCUGUUUGCCAAGUUCUGGAGGCAACGAUGACAGGUGGGAUCCCUUUCCUGAACCUUUAUGAUGAGGACGGCCGUACUUUGAUGCCAUGGGAUUCUUCCAUGGCUGAGAGCGAAGAAGAAGAAGAAGAAGAAGAAAAAGAAAAAGAAGAAGAAGAAAGUAAAGGAGAAGAAGGGAUGAGAGCUGGCUCAGAAGGCUCUGGGAGUGGGGAAGAAACUUCAGAGGAUGACUCCAAAUCAGAAGGAAGCAAGACAGCUGAUGGGAAGAAGAAGAAAAAGAAGAAGAAGCAAAAGGGAAAAAAGAAAAAAAAGGAGAAGGCAGAAUCUCCCAUGGGGGAAGAGAAGGUCAAAAUGAAAUACACACCACCACCGCUUCCCAAAAGCAAGAGGAAGUCGCUUGGGCCUGAGGAACCUCAACGCAAGCCAAAAUAUGUGGCACCUCCACUUCCUAAAACAAAGGCUAGGCCUCCCGCCGAGGAGGUACCAACCAAACCCAAAUAUGUUCCACCCCCACUUCCGAAACCGAAACCAAAGAAACAAGACUCGCUCCAGACGGAAUCGGAGUCAUCCAAACUGGCUAUCCGUGCAAGGCAUGUUAUUACUCCCAAAGACAUCAAGCGGGCACGAAUUCAUGGCCGGCCUCUCCCGAAGCAAACCAUCAUCGACUUUUUGAUCGAAAAUGCAGCCAAACUUAUCCUGUACAAGUACAACUACGAAACCCUUCUCUCCGAGAAGCUGGGCUUCAUAUCGGUUCCGGUGACAAAGGUGCUCUUGGAAAUCAUGUUCGGCUACAAGAGAAUCAAAGGCAGUGGGAUACGGCUGUCCUCUCAGAUUGACUGGGCAAAAGUCUCCGAAGAGGUCUAUGCGGUGCGUCCGCGUAAGCCCAAGACUCCGAAGCAGAAAGCUGGGGACAAAAAGAAAGCUGGUGAGAAGAAGAAGAAAGUCGGGGACAAGCAGAAGAAAUCAGGAGAGAAAAAGAGUGUUUUUUUCAAACCUGAAAUGCCCCACGGCAAAGUGGUGGUAACAAGGACACCCAUUGUUCAAGGUGUUGAGCCCAGAAAAAAAGAAAGUGCAAAGUCCAUGAAAGGACGAGAGGAUCCCCAAGUUCCAGAGAUUUUCGAGAUAGUUCCGCCACAGUUUCCCAGAGAGUCUGAAAUGGAUGACAUGUUUCCGGAUGAGGAGGGUGAGGGCCCUACGGAGUCCGUAAGUGAUGCCCUCAAUAGCGCUGAGAGAUAUGUUACUUCCGACGGCAGCUCAAGGAAAGUCUCUGGAAUCACCCUCGAUUCUGAAGAUCAGUCGCCUGCUCUGUCCCCCAAGGCAUCAUUAUUGUCUCCAAAAGUGAGCCAAGUCCAAGACAGCGACAGAGGCUCUAGGACUGUUUUGCCCGAAGUAGAAUCAAUGGAUUCUGAAGACCUCUCGAAGAAAGGGACAGCGUCGCGCAAGUCAAGCGUCUCUGGGGAAGGUAGCAAGACUGUUCUGCCUAAAAUCUAACUAAACAAAAAUCUCAAACUGAGAUAAUCUAAACUAAAUUCUCAAACU